This is a messenger RNA of Paralichthys olivaceus (Japanese flounder), 2165 nucleotides long. Lineage: Eukaryota; Metazoa; Chordata; Actinopteri; Pleuronectiformes; Paralichthyidae. The record is from RefSeq and is a predicted model, not a curated record.
CACAGACACACACACAGACACACACACAGACACACACACUCACUCACACACAGACAGACACACACACUCACUCCUGCUGUGGAAAGUUUGUGGAGGCAGUAUCCGGAGGAGGUGGGGACAGAGGCGGCCGCUCGCUCACAGCUCCGCGGGGCUGCAGGGCUCUCACUCGGCUCCGGCAGCGGCUCGUGUGCGACUCGGAGCUCCGGAGGAUGUCGGCCGUGAAGGCGCUGCAGCAGUGGUGCCGGCUCCGGUGUGAGGGCUACCGGGACGUGGCCAUCACCAACAUGACCACGUCGUUCAGGGACGGCCUGGCUUUCUGCGCCCUCAUCCACACACACAGACCCGAGCUGAUUGAUUUUGAUUCGCUGAAGAAGGAAAAUGUCUACGACAACAACAAACUGGCGUUCAAGGUGGCGGAGGAGGAGUUGGGGAUCCCAGCUCUGUUGGACGCAGAAGACAUGGUGGCUAUGAAGGUUCCCGACCGCCUCAGUAUCCUGACGUACGUCUCGCAGUACUACAACUACUUCCAUGGACGCUCCCCGAUCGGUGGUAUGGGAGGCAUAAAGCGUCCGGCCGAGGUUGCCAGCGAUGAACCGUCUGGAAAGAAGAACCAGCCGGUGGUGGCGAAGGUGUUCCCCUCGUCCAAGCCUGCCAGAGAGAACAGCCCUCCCCCCUCCGCCAACAUCACCAGGCCUCCUCCCUCCCCAAAACCAAGCAGAAAUGUCACAAAGGAGGUCCCGGUGGAGAGAUCCCAUCAAACAGGAACCCUGAGUAACAAGUGUAUGUCCUGUAACAAGCACGUUCACUUGGUGCAGCGACAUCUAGUGGAAGGGAAGCUCUACCACAGGAACUGUGCAAAAUCUCUGUCUUCUACAAACACAUUGACACCUCUCAGAGAUUUACCCACAAACACCCCUAUGUCCAAAUUCACUCCUCUACCUGACACGACUAAAACCAGCACAACCACUCCUCCCCAGACCACCUCCAGACUGGGGCCAAAAUGGCUGACGGACAAACCCAGCCCUCCUACCAGCUCCUCCACCACGUUUUCCCCUCCGUCUCCUUCCCGGCCUCGUUCAGCCGUCUCUUCCGCUGCUAAAGUAGCUCACGCGGCGCCAGUCUCCAAACCCGCAGCUUCACGGACUACGAGCGAAUCUACCUUCACUACAACACCCUCCAUCAUCACCAGGCCCGUUGCUGCCCCCCGCACCUCAACCACAGCGACCAAGACGGUGCAGUCAAAGUCCAAGUUCUUCCAGUCCGACAGCAACACUGGCAACGAAGAGAAAAAGACCACAACCAUUAACGUGGACGUAAAUAAACCACCGAUCGUGAGCGGUAAAGUCCAGGAGGCCGCGGCAGGUCAGGCUGUGACUGUGGUUCUAAAUAUUGGUGGUGGUGCUGUCAAAAAGGAAACGACUUCAGGCCUGGAUAAAGGUGGAGACACAGCUAAAGCGGCAGGUGGAGGAGGAAAGGUGAAUUUGAAACAAGAAGAUGGUGAAAGCAACAAGACGAAAGCAGCGGCAGCAGUUUUCAUCUCCAAGAAACUGGCUGAGGAAAACAACAACAACAGCGGCAGCAGCAGCAAACCAACAUGGACGAGCGCAGCUGUGAAGAAACCUGACAAACCUGCUGAAGUCGAGACUCCUAAGAGGGAGACGGGGGGAGUCAGAGGAAGGGUGAAGCUGAGAGCCAACCCGUCCCUCCUCGCUGACCUGACGCCUGUGGACCCCCAGGCCCCGACCCCGGCCCUGACCCCGGCCCCGGCCCCGGCCCCGACCCCGACCCCGGCCCUGACCCCGGCCCCAGCCCCGGCCCCGGCCACCAGGAGCGGACUCAAAGCCAAAACUCCAGAGAGAGUAGACCUAAAGCCUCGCAGCGCAUCACCCAACACUCACUCAGCGUCGGAGAACGAGUCUCCUGCAGACUGGAGGUUGAAGCUCAAACCUGUCGCCAAAGGAAAAAAACCUGCUGCUCCUCCAGCGACAGUGAAACUGUUGGCGAAUGGAGCUGGAAAGCCCCAGACUUCAGAGCUCUCAGUUGGGCCUCCCUCUCACGUUUCUACCCCCAAUAUUUCUGUCACUCCGCCUCCAUCGAAGGGAUCUCUGAAUGUUCAGACCGAACAAACUGCAAAUGGCAACAAGUCGGAGUCAAAGACCUCGAAG